CACGCACCUACACACCCCUCAGCCAACAAUGGUGAGCCUCUCAAGCACCAUGUUCAGCGCCGCCGUGCUCUCCCGCAAGCCGGUAGUAUGCGCCACCAGCAUCCGUUCCCUCCCCGGCCUCAACCAGGCCGCACUCUUCGGCCUCAAGUCCCCAUCCUCCGGCGGAAGAGUCACCUGCAUGGCGACAUACAACGUGACUAUCACCCCCAGCGGAGAGCUGACCUUCAGUUGCGCAGACGACGAGUACCUCCUGGAGAAGGCGGAGGAGGUGGGGCAUGGUCUUCCGUACUCGUGCGGCGCCGGAUCUUGCUCCUCCUGCGCCGGGAAGGUGGUCAGUGGGGUGGACCAGUCGGACCAGAGCUACCUGGACUACGAUCAGAUCGAGGAGGGGUGGGUUCUGAUGUGCGCUGCGUACCCUACUUCCGAUGUCACCAUUGAGACCCACAAGGAGGAGGAGCUCGUUGGUUGAUUUGAUCAGAAUCAUGUGGAUUUCGAUUUCGAUUCAUCCGUAACUUCAAUUGACACUCAAGAAGAGUCUCAUUCUUGCCCUCCUCCAAGUCGUCGACAUCAAUGUGGUCAGCAACGUCAUCGGUGGGCGCUUCAGAUGGAUGCUGCUGCAUGUGUCUAAAUGAAAACUCGUGCUCGAUUUCAUGGUUUGAG
Messenger RNA from Sesamum indicum (sesame), 660 nucleotides. NCBI's taxonomy places the organism in Eukaryota, Viridiplantae, Streptophyta, Magnoliopsida, Lamiales, Pedaliaceae. The record is from RefSeq and is a predicted model, not a curated record.